This is a messenger RNA of Staurois parvus, 276 nucleotides long. The record is from the annotation of a GenBank genome assembly. NCBI's taxonomy places the organism in Eukaryota, Metazoa, Chordata, Amphibia, Anura, Ranidae.
UUGGGAAUGUGCACCCAGGGGCGGACUGACCAUUUGGAAACUCAGGCACUGCCCGAGGGUCCGGGGUCAUUAGGGGGCCCCAUGAGAUACCCCUGGUACCUUUUUCAUAGGCUUUUUUGAGUUUGGGCAAGUACACAGGGGCCCCAUGAUCCCCUAUUGCCUGGGGGCCCCAUGAAUUGUCAGUCCGCCCCUGUCUGCACCAUAUAUAGGAGGAAUUUUUAAUUACCUCUGGUUAAUACAAAAAAACCAUAUGCAAUCCACCAAUCACAUCAACUG